AUGGCAGAGUCUGACAGCAAAGUUGUGCAAGCUAAGUUGGUUCUUCAAGGAGAUAUGGGUACUGGAAAAACAAGUUUAGUGUUGCAAUAUGUAAGAGGACAGUUCUUUGAUAGUCAGGAAGCAACCAUAGGAGCAGCAUAUUUCACUAAAACAAUAUCAUUCGACGAAGCAAGCAUUAAAUUUGAUAUAUGGGAUACUGCAGGACAAGAACGAUACCAUAGCUUGGCUCCUAUGUAUUAUCGCAACGCAACAGCUGCCCUUCUUGUUUAUGAUAUCUCAAACAUGCCCAACAUCGCAAGGGAUGAAGGUAAAGCUUGGAGUGAAAAGAUUCUUGGGGAUGCGAUAGUUGAUAGUUGGACUGACAAGGUAUUUGAGGCAUCAAUGGAUGGCACGAGGCUAUCCUCUGGUUGGAAUUGUGAUUGA
Molecule: messenger RNA, 423 nt
Organism: Beta vulgaris subsp. vulgaris (sugar beet)
Lineage: Eukaryota; Viridiplantae; Streptophyta; Magnoliopsida; Caryophyllales; Amaranthaceae
Product: ras-related protein RHN1-like
Exons: 4
Coding region: 1-423 (140 amino acids)
Molecular function (GO): GTP binding; GTPase activity
Source: RefSeq, a predicted model, not a curated record